Cajanus cajan (pigeon pea) is the source of this 1501-nucleotide messenger RNA. It is a transcript of the gene PIP, whose product is annotated as proline iminopeptidase. Gene Ontology annotation, molecular function: aminopeptidase activity. The record is from RefSeq and is a predicted model, not a curated record. Gene Ontology annotation, biological process: proteolysis. Lineage: Eukaryota; Viridiplantae; Streptophyta; Magnoliopsida; Fabales; Fabaceae. Gene Ontology annotation, cellular component: cytoplasm.
ACAGGAGGAGAUGAACAACAGAACAAGUAUUGGAUGACAGAAUUUGAGUGAGAUGCCAAGUGGCGAUUGGAAAGUGAUAAUAACUGUCACAGAGAAGUUUGAUAAUGAUAACCCACACAACACAAGAAUGAAGUUGCGUUUUAUUCCAAACACCCUCUAUUCCUUGCCUUUGCCUUCCCUAUUUAUCAAACUUCCCAUCUCACUUUCAUUCUCUCAUCACCAAACCCAAACCAUUUCUUCAGGAACAAGGAGUUUAGUUUUUCGUGUGCAAAGCAUUGAUAAUAGUUAUUUGAUGGCUUCACAAAAGGAAUUCCCGGAACUGAACACAAAUCUUUACCCGCAAAUAGAACCCUAUGGUACUGGUUUUUUGAAGGUUUCAGAUCUUCACACAAUCUACUGGGAGCAAUCGGGAAACCCCAGUGGCCAUCCGGUUGUCUUCAUUCAUGGGGGCCCUGGAGGGGGAACUUCCCCAAGCAACCGGAGAUUUUUUGAUCCCGACUUUUACCGAAUCAUUCUAUUCGAUCAGCGAGGUGCAGGGAAAAGCACACCCCAUGCUUGCUUAGAGCAAAACACCACGUGGGACCUCAUUGAUGACAUUGAAAAGCUAAGAGAACACUUGGAGAUUCCAGAAUGGCAGGUAUUUGGUGGAUCAUGGGGAAGCACACUUGCCCUUGCAUACAGCCAAUCUCAUCCAGACAAGGUUACUGGCAUGAUCCUUAGGGGAAUUUUCCUCUUAAGGAAGAAAGAGAUUGAUUGGUUUUAUGAGGGUGGCGCUGCUGCUAUAUUUCCUGAUGCUUGGGAGCCCUUUAGAGAUCUCAUUCCAGAAAGUGAGAGAGGAUGCUUCAUUGAUGCCUAUAAGAAGAGAUUAAAUUCUGAUGAUAUCAACACUCAGUAUGCAGCUGCUAGAGCAUGGACCAAAUGGGAAAUGAUGACUGCUCAUCUUCUUCCAAAUGAAGAUAAUAUCAAAAAAGGGGAUGAUGAUUACUUUUCAUUGGCAUUUGCAAGGAUUGAAAACCACUAUUUUGUGAAUAAGGGAUUCUUCCCCUCUGAUUCAUUCCUGUUGGACAGAAUUGAUAAAAUAAGGCAUAUCAACACCACAAUCGUGCAGGGAAGAUAUGAUGUUUGCUGUCCUAUGAUGUCAGCCUGGGAUCUUCAUAAAGCUUGGCCAGAGGCAGAUUUUAAGGUUGUUCCAGAUGCAGGACAUUCAGCCAAUGAACCAGGCAUAACUGCUGAACUUGUGGCUGCAAACGAGAAAUUAAAAAACAUAAUCAAGAACAAAGGGGACUGAAGUGAGUGGACCAGCAAAGAAGAAAAACGGCUGCACUUGGGCGACAGACUAAAAUCAAAUGGUCCAACAUUUAUCUAUCACCAGUUUGUUGUCUUACAAGCAAAAUAUUGCAAGUGGUCAUGCAUUUCAAUAGACUGACUAUAUAUACCCAUGUAAACUCAAAGCUUGUCUUCUUCAUUGUCAUAAUAAAAACACCAGGUUAAACCAUAUUUA